CCCUGGAGCUGCAACUAAGGAACCCACCUGCUGCAACUAAGACCUGGUGCAACCAAAUAAAUAAAUACAAUAUAAAUAGUUCAGUUCAACCCAGCAAAUACGUCCUUCUUGUUAGGUGGGGUGGUCUGCAGAGCAAGGGGGGCAGGGUUGUUGGGAGGAGGGUUAGGGCACUGGGGACCAGCGGGCAGCUUAGUGCAGUGAGGAGGGCCUAGCGGCAGGUAGCUUCAGCGUGUGCCUCCGCCUGCCCUGCACGCUGGGCUGGACAUUGCUCGAGGGCUUUGCAGAUGUCAGCUCACUCACCCUCACUUCAGCAGUACAGCAGUCCCCACCUUACAGACAGGGAAACUGAGGCACAGAGGGAAGGCACUUACCCAUGCUGCAUGACUGGUAAGUGCUGGAGCCCAGAUUCCAGCUCCAGCCCCAGAAGUCUGGCUCCAGGUUCUACUUGAGUCUCUGGGGUGGGGCCUUCCAGUGUCUGGUGUUGAGUGGUGUCCCUGGCCUCUACCCCCUACAUGCCAGGAGCACCCCUCCCCCAAGUUGUGACAACUAGGAGUGUCUCCAGACAGUGCCAGGUCUGCCUGUCCUGUACCAGCUACCUCGCCUUCCACAUGCCGCCUUCCUGAUAGGACUCUGAGAGUAUAGCAGAUGCAUUGCACCUUUGAUCAUGAAAACAUUUACACAUAGGGACAAGCUGACAGCGUGGUCCCAGAGAGUUAAUUAUCCAGAUGCCACCACCUAGAUCUACCCAUUAUUAACAUCUUGCCCUAGUGGGUCUAUUUCUAUAUGAAAAUAUAUAUUUUGUUGUUGUUGGAUCAUUUGAAAGUAAGUCACAGACAUUUUGACCCAUAAUCUCUAAAUACUUCAGUGUGCAUCCCGUAAACAAGGAUAUUAUGUAGCCACAGUAACCGUCAUGCCUAAAAAUCGUAAUUUUUGUGCUCCCUGGUGUCUGGGGUCCCUCAAAUGUUUCAUAGGUGCUUUCUUGAAGAUUGAGGUUUAGUCAGGGUUCAUGCUUUGCACUUGGUGCAAAGUCAUCCCACGUUUUUUCUCGUGACUUUUUUUUUUAACUUGUAAGGAAAAAUUGCAAAUAUUUACAGAAGUAGAGAAAACUGAUCAAUGACAGUGCCGGGCACCAGUAGUUCUCAAUGCGUGGAUGCUAAUGGCUUUCUGGAGAGGCCGGGCUGCUGUUUAGAGACACCCCAGGCUUGGGAAUUCUCAGGGUCACUGAUGAUGAACGAGGAGCCCCAGGGCUGGUAGCUGCUGGCUGUUGUCAUUUCUUAUUCCGUGGGCUCGUGAUCUCGCUGAGAAGACCAGAAUCGCAGCAGAACGCUCGCUGGCCAGAGGAGCAGGCAGCUGGUGUGCGGGGCGUCCCGGCCGAGGCCGUCUUGCCUGGUUCCUCACGCUGGCCCUGAACCUACCCCACCCCGCCCCCAGGCCACAGCUCCGCCUCGGGCUCCAGCCCCCUCCCAGGCUGACCACUCCAGCGUACGCCCCCUCCCUGCAUGAAAACCCUGGGACACCGCUCCCCCCCCACCGGCCCCCGCUACAGCUCACUUUACUGCCCACCCUUUUCUGUCUGGGCGCCCCUCCCCACCUCUGACCACACAUUAUGUUCUCCAGUCACAAGCCGCACGGGCCUGUCUCCUCCCCAGCAACACCCUCCAGUGUCCGGGUGGAAGACCCACUUGCUGCCAGGCCGCAGGGUCCCUGACGCCCCCUCGCCUGGUGCUGCCCCUGCGUGCGGUGCGCAGGCCCCACCGCUAGGGUCUGGCCUGGGACACAGCCAGGGCUGUGGGCUCAGAGAGUGGGGGAAGGCGGGCCUGCCGGAGACGGGGCCAGAGCCAGAGGAGGGCAGCAGGGAUGCGGGCAGGAGCGUUCUGCCUGUGGUCCUUGGUCGUACGUGGCCCCUCACGGGCAGGGUGUGUUUGGUGGGUGUGUGGGGUAGAGGGAGGGGUCUGGACACCUCGCAGAGAGCAGGCAGCGCCGGGCAGCCAGGCAGGGCUGCCUGAGGGGGAGGCCCGGUGUGGAGCGCCCCCCACGCCUGCUGGCACCACAAACCCUUGUCAUCUGUGAGGUGGGAGGUGACUGGGGCCCCAGCCUGCAGCCGCUGUGUGUGCCAUGCCCCAGGUCAGGUCGUGUGGGCCAGGUAGGGGGGCAGCGGGGUGGACAGCAGGCUGGGCCGCCCUCUGGCACGGAAGGCCUGGGGCUCUGCAUGCCCGAGUCCACUCGCCACUGCCUUCUUGCCUUUGCGGGGCCUUCCUUGAGGAUCUGCCCUUGCUGUGUGUGGCCUUACGGGGUGGAAUUUCCUGUCCUGUCUCCUCUUGGGACGGCAGGUCAUGGACCUUUUCCUUUGACUUUUGUGUUGUUCUGCAUCCUCGAAAUCGCCUUCAGGGCUGUGUGCUUUGGCCAGAAAGUGAUUGGAAAGUCAGUUCCCUAUUUGGCCCAUAAUAAUAAUACUAAUGUUCAUGAUAAUAGUGUUAACGUCUGUGUUGUGGGCUAUGACUUACUUUGCACAAUCUUUUUUUUCCCUAAAAACUGAGAAUUUAGAGUUGGGGAGUCUGUGGUUGAGGAACUCUUUAAGGUCUUAUUCAAAUAAGAUUGGGAGACCAAGGCUGCCAGUGAGGGUAGAGGAGCCGCGAUGUUUCUUCCGUGGCCCCUGAGACAGCGCAGCAUGUCGGCCUGUCUCCCUGGCACUUUGCUUCUCUACCUGUCCCUCCCUCCUCCAGGCAGAAGCUUUCCAGGUCUGACUGCCGGGGGCUCAGCAAGCACAGGUUCCCUGUGCCCUCGUUGGCUUUCGGAGCAGGCACCACCCCGAGGCCCUCUGCCUCCUUUCUGAUCGUGUGGUGAGGCAUUCUCGACCCUUCCUUGGGAGGCCGCUGUUCUUAGCAGCGGGAAGUAGGAGACGAGGGCUCUCAGGGCCCAGCAGAGUGCUAGGGGCAGGCCCGAGGCGCGCUUCCAGUGGCCUGCGGAGCGGCUUCCGAGGAGGACGCCCAUGUGCAGAUGCACGUAGCCUUCCCUUCCCUUCCCUGAGAGCCUUGCUCUUAACCCGGCGGAGUCUCUGCCUCCCCACGUCAGACACGCGAGGGCCCAGGAAGCACCAGUGCUCUUCAGUGACGUGUCUGGGGGUGGUGGUGGUGGUCCCUGCCUGUGUAAGGCCGGGGGGGGCAUGUUCCCGCCCCCAACCCUGUGCCCUCUGCUCACUUCGCAGUCCCAGCUCUGCCACUUCCACUCGGCCCUGCUGCAGGGCAGGCUGAAGCCCUGGCCAUCCCCCACUGCCUUCUUCAGGAGAAACCUCGGGGCACCGCCUGCAAGGUGGCCCUCGAGACCGCAGCCCCUGUGGAAGAAGGCACUCUCCGCCACGGUGCUGGGGGUGCCCCUGCUCCUCGGGGCGAGGUACCUCAUGGCUGAGCCACAGGAGAGGAGGCGGAUGCGGCUCGUGGUGGACGGCAUCGGGCGCUUCAGCAGGUCUUUGAGGGUCGGCCUGCAGAUCUCCCUGGACUACUGGUGGUGCACAAAUGUCGUCCUGCGAGGGGUGGAGGAGAACAGCCCGGGGUACUUGGAGGUGAUGUCUGCAUGUCACCAGCGGGCGGCUGACGCCCUGGUGGCUGGGGCCAUCAGCAACGGGGGCCUCUACGUGAAGCUGGGCCAGGGGCUGUGCUCCUUCAACCACCUGCUGCCCCCCGAGUACAUCAAGACACUGCGGGUGCUGGAGGACAGGGCUCUCACGCGGGGCUUCCGGGAGGUGGACGAGCUGUUCCUCGAAGACUUCCGGGCCCCGCCCCACGAGCUCUUCCAGGAGUUUGACUACCAGCCCAUCGCGGCGGCGAGCCUGGCCCAGGUGCACCGCGCCAGGCUGCACGACGGCACCGUGGUGGCCGUGAAGGUGCAGUACAUCGACCUGCGGGACCGCUUCGACGGCGACAUCCACACCCUGGAGCUCCUGCUGCAGCUCGUUGAGCUCAUGCACCCCAGCUUCGGCUUCAGCUGGGUCCUCCAGGACCUGAAGGGGACCCUGGCCCAGGAGCUGGACUUUGAGAACGAGGGCCGCAAUGCCGAGCGCUGUGCACGGGAGCUGCAGCACUUCCGCUAUGUCGUGGUGCCACGCGUGCACUGGGACGUGUCCAGCAAGCGCGUGCUGACGGCGGAAUUCUGUGAGGGCUGCAAGGUCAACGACGUGGAGGCCAUCAAGACCAUGGGGCUGGCAGUGCGGGAUGUCGCAGAGAAACUGAUCCAGGCCUUUGCCGAGCAGAUAUUUUACACAGGCUUCGUCCACUCCGACCCCCACCCUGGCAAUGUCCUGGUGCGGAAAGGCCCCGAUGGGAAGGGACAGCUGGUGCUGCUGGACCACGGGCUGUACCAGUUCCUGGAUGAGAAGGAUCGGUCAGCCCUGUGCCAGCUGUGGCGGGCCGUCAUUCUGAGGGACGAGGCUGCCAUGAAGGCGCACGCGGCUGAGCUCGGGGUGCAAGACUACUUCCUGUUCUCCGAGGUGCUCAUGCAGCGGCCUGUGCGCCUGGGGCAGCUGUGGCGCUCACACCUGCUGAGCCGUGAGGAGGCGGCCUACAUGCAGGACAUGGCGCGGGAGCACUUCGAGGAGGUCAUGGCCGUGCUCAAGGCCCUGCCGCGGUCCAUGCUGCUCGUGCUGCGCAACCUCAACACCGUGCGCGCCAUCAACACCGCCCUGGGCGCCCCAGUGGACCGCUACUUCCUCAUGGCCAAGAGCGCAGUCCGGGGCUGGAGCCGCCUGGCGGGCGCCACGUGCCAGAACACCUAUGGUGCCAGCCUCCUGCGCCACAUCAGGGUCAUCUGGGAGUCGUUCAAGUUUGAAGUGGCCCUGAGGCUGGAGACCCUGUCGAUGCGGAUCACUGCCCUCCUGGUCCGAGUCCUGGUCCACCUGGGCCUCAUGCCCAAGACCAAGGGGCUGUACGAGUACCUGGAGAUCUAGGGAGCCCCGGCAGGAGGACCACAGAGCUCGCCCCACUGCAGGCUGAGGGGCCGGCCAGGGCCAAGGCACAGACGCCUAAGAAAGACCUGGGGGCACUGGAGUGACUGACUGUGGCCUGGAGUUGGGCCUGAAAUGACCACAUGCUCUUCUCAAUC
This is a messenger RNA of Delphinapterus leucas (beluga whale), 5094 nucleotides long. It is a transcript of the gene ADCK5, whose product is annotated as aarF domain containing kinase 5. The record is from RefSeq and is a predicted model, not a curated record. NCBI's taxonomy places the organism in Eukaryota, Metazoa, Chordata, Mammalia, Artiodactyla, Monodontidae.